Messenger RNA from Lactuca saligna, 1318 nucleotides. NCBI's taxonomy places the organism in Eukaryota, Viridiplantae, Streptophyta, Magnoliopsida, Asterales, Asteraceae. The record is from the annotation of a GenBank genome assembly.
AUGAGAAACACGACUGGAAUAUCGCGAGAAAGACCGCCAUCGGAAUUCACCUCUUGUUGCCGGAAAUCGCAUUUAGAAGCCGUCGGAAUUCAAAUUUUUUCGCCGGAAAUCGCUUCUUGUGGAGAGUAUAAAGCUACUAACACAAUUAAAGCAUCUGGAAGCAGAAAGACUAAUUGUAAGUUUGAAUUGCAAGGAAAGUAUUCAAAAGUAUUGGAUCGAUGGACGCUAAGGGUAAAAUGUGAUGAACAUAAUCAUGCACCUGCACAACAUAUGGAGGGUCAUCCAUUUGCACGACGAUUAUCUGUUGAUGAGAAUCGUUUGGUGGCAAAUUUAACAAGAAAGCAUGUAGCGCGAUGCCAUAUCUUGUCAACAUUGAAGGAGCAAAACGAAAACAAUGUGUCGGUAAUUAAAACAAUAUAUAAUGCACAACAAAAGAUUCGCAUGCACGAGAAAGCUGGAAAAACUCCAAUGCAGGUUCUUAUGUCCAUUUUGCACAACAAUAAUUAUAUCUAUGAGCUUACUACAGAAGGUGAUGGAAAUUGUGGGUUUCGAGCGGUAGCUGUCUGUCUAGGGUAUAAUGAAGACCAGUGGCUUUAUAUUCGAAAACAAUUGCUUGAAGAGUUAGAGAGUCAAUAUUACGCAUAUCAUAGAGUUUUUACUGACGGUUUCAACGAGCUCCGUUGCUUGCCACCAUCUACUCUAAUCGAUUCGUUGUUCUACAACCAUCGACAUCUUUUAACUGUUGCUUUUAAAAAAAAUAGGAUGUGGUUCCAUCGACUUGGCAGUCCAGGUUCUGGUGACCGCUGUUCGACGUUUACACCACAGACAACAUGCGAAUUUGCAGGGAUUUCCAAGCACUAUGAUGUUGUCGAUCUUUUACUGUGUCCCUGGCUUCAACAAUUGAAUGAGGGUAAAACGGUGAAAACGUUGGGUAGAUCACAACUUCAUUAUCAGUCAAAGAAAGUCAAAGUCGUGGUCCCCUUUUUACACUUAAAGAAAGAUUCCAAUAGAACACGCAAAAGAUAUGUCAACAAUGGCGUCCAUUGACAAAAUAAAUAUUAGCAAGGAGACAUGUAAGGUGUUUUCUCCGAGUACAAAAGGUGUUGUUUUUGUUUGGUGGGAGAUUCUAGCACAAUAUCAAUUUUGGUAACCUGCAAUGUAUAUGGUAUUUGAUUUUUGUUAGAUAAUCAUUUAACAUUUUAUUUAUUCCAAUCUGUUUUCUCUGGAGUACAAAUGGUGAUGUUUUUCUUUGGUGCAUGAUUUGAUCAUUCAAGGAAAUGAAAACAAAGAAGAAUAUAAGAUUGUACUUUCAUUGUUU